Epithele typhae is the source of this 309-nucleotide messenger RNA. RefSeq lists its product as uncharacterized. NCBI's taxonomy places the organism in Eukaryota, Fungi, Basidiomycota, Agaricomycetes, Polyporales, Epitheliaceae. The record is from RefSeq and is a predicted model, not a curated record. Bases 1 to 309 code for a protein of 102 amino acids. The transcript has 3 exons.
AUGUUCUACAACCCGGUACCGUCUCGUCUUCGGAGCAGCGUCCCGACGACGACCAAGGAACAAGCCGACCCCUUCGCCCUCCUCGACAUCCAUGACGCCACCGUUGGGCGGGACCUCUGCCUGGUUAUGCCUCUCGCCCAACCCAACGCCGCCUCAGAUCUGAUGGAGCGCAUCGGGAUCCAGGCUACUCUGGUGUGCACGUACUCCGGUGUGAGCAUUGGGUUCAUGGCCCCAGUUCUUGCGCAGCGAAGCCAGUGGAUGGCGCAUGGCGCGCUCGCGCCGGCAGCCGCAUGCUCUCGAUCUCCUUGA